Falco peregrinus (peregrine falcon) is the source of this 12714-nucleotide messenger RNA. It is a transcript of the gene COL4A4, whose product is annotated as collagen type IV alpha 4 chain. Gene Ontology annotation, molecular function: extracellular matrix structural constituent. The record is from RefSeq and is a predicted model, not a curated record. NCBI's taxonomy places the organism in Eukaryota, Metazoa, Chordata, Aves, Falconiformes, Falconidae. The coding region runs from base 219 to 5261 and encodes 1680 amino acids. The transcript is spliced from 48 exons. Gene Ontology annotation, cellular component: collagen trimer.
AGCCGCCGUCCGUCCUCGGCGGGCAUGGAGUGAGCGAGGAGCCGGGGGCUUUCCCGCCUGGGAGCUGAGGUUCAGAGGGGAAACAACAACAACAAUAUGGAACAGUGUUUAUAGACCAUCCACAAACAGAAGGAAAGAGAAGACCUGCUGUUUAAAAAAAAAAAAGAAAAAAGGAAGAAAUAAAAAGUGCUGCAUAUACAGAUCCUCAAUCAGCGUGAAUGGCAUUAACAAAGGAUUCGUUUGAACGGAUUACGUGGCUUAUCACAGCUGCCUGGUGGCUUCUGAUUGUUUUUUCAGCACAAGAAAUUGACGGGGGAGGAUAUGCAUAUAUUGACCCAUGUGCGGGACAGGAUUGUUCAGUUUGUCGGUGCUUUCCAGAAAAAGGAUCAAGGGGUCAGCCUGGUGAGCUGGGAGCUCAAGGCCCAAUUGGGUCCUUGGGAUUUACAGGACCAGCUGGUCUACCAGGAGAAAAAGGACAGAGAGGUGAGAAUGGGCAGCCUGGGCCAGCUGGAGAAAAAGGUGAUAAGGGCCCAACCGGAGUCCCAGGAUUUCCUGGUUUAGAUGGUGUUCCUGGAUUACCAGGAAGUGAAGGACCCAGGGGCAUGCAUGGUUUAGAUGGCUGCAAUGGCUCAAGAGGUGAUCCAGGAUUUCCAGGCGAAAGUGGUUAUAUGGGACCAAGAGGUCCUUAUGGAAAUCCAGGGCAAAAAGGAGAGAAAGGAAAUACAGUAUAUGUUUCGCAUUUUGGAAGAGGACCUCCAGGAGACAGAGGCGAUCCUGGACCCCCAGGCAUGCCUGGACCUCGAGGGUCAAGAGGUACAAUGGGCCCGUCUGGAUACCCAGGCCAUCCAGGCUUGCCUGGUAUUCCAGGUUACCCUGGUUUGCCAGGUGAACAGGGCAAUCCAGGUAUUGGAGUGGAUGGACAAAAGGGAGAGCCGGGUGACGUUGGACUUCCUGGGCCACCUGGAUCACCACUUUUAGUUGGACCUCCUGGAGCUCAGCUGUUCAAAGGACAAAAGGGCCAAAAAGGACUACCUGGAGUAACAGGUUACAGAGGGCCACGUGGACCCAAAGGCAUACCUGGGAGAGGAGAAAAGGGUGAAAAAGGCAUUCCUGGAUUCCCUGGAUUGCGGGGUAAUCCUGGUUCUUAUGGACCUGCAGGUUUUCCUGGGAUGAAGGGGGAAACAGGAUUUGAUGGUUUUCCUGGACAACCUGGCUAUCCAGGCAUACAGGGGGAUCCAGGAGAAAAAGGGCCCCCAGGUCCUCCUGGAGCUGUUGGAAUUCCGCUGUUUCCUAUAAAAGGUCCACAAGGAGAUCCUGGAUUUCCAGGUCCUGCUGGUGAUAUGGGAGCAGUUGGGCCCAUAGGUCCUGCAGGCCAGCUAGGAAGACCAGGAGAAGAUGGAACAAGUCUGCCUGGCCUGCCAGGAGUACGCGGGGCACCAGGACUUCAAGGUUUUCAAGGUGACCCUGGUUUCCCUGGAACAGGUGAAUCAGUCCCAGGAAGACCUGGACUUCCUGGACCACCAGGCCUACCAGGACAGCCAGGAAGACAAGGCUUACCUGGACCACCCAGUGUAAUCUGUACUGACAGAGGGAUCCCUGGAGAACCCGGAGCAAAAGGUCAGAUAGGACUUCCUGGAAGAAAAGGUGAAAAAGGAGAAAAGGGAAAUCAAGGCCUCUGCUCAUGUAGUGCUGGUCCUCCUGGUCCCCGUGGUAUGCAAGGACCUCCAGGUGCUCAAGGAAAGAAAGGACAAAUGGGAUACCCUGGAAGGCACGGAGAAAAGGGCGACCCAGGCUUAUCUGGUGCAAUGGGAUCACCAGGGCUCCCUGGGCCACCUGGUUCUGCUGGACAACAUGGUGAAAAAGGAGAGAAGGGUGAUCCAGGAAGAGUUAGAAUAAAAGGAAUAAAAGGUGAAAGAGGUCCUACUGGUGUUCCAGGAUUUCCAGGCCAAAGAGGUAAUGAUGGCAGAGAUGGGGAACUAGGAUUGCCUGGGGAAAAAGGAGCUGAGGGUGAUUCUGGAGUACCAUUGCCAGGUGAUAAAGGAUUCCCUGGGGUCCCAGGGCUUCCUGGGAUAAGAGGACAGAUGGGAUUGCCUGGUUUGGGGUUUCCCGGCCCUCCCGGAGUCAGAGGUAGCCCUGGAGACUUUGGUGAUACUGGUAACAUUGGGCCACCUGGUCCAAAGGGCCAGAAAGGUGAGACUGUACGCAUUAUACCAUACCCUGGAAAUCCUGGUCCCCCGGGUUUUAAAGGAGUUCAAGGACCAAAGGGUUUAAAAGGACUCCCCGGUCAUCCUGGACCAAAUGGCUUUGAUGGGCCAAAAGGCUAUAGAGGCAGGCCGGGAGCAGGAAUCCCUGGGCCAGAAGGCUUUCGAGGCACAGCUGGUGAUCCUGGUGAUGAAGGUGAAAGAGGAUCUACAGUUGAUGGUAAAAAAGGCCCUCCAGGUCCACCUGGCAUAGAUGGUCAGAAAGGUGUUCCAGGUGAUACUACAUACGGUCCUCCAGGAAUCCCAGGCAACAGGGGACUGCCAGGACCCCCUGGUGAACAAGGAGCAAGGGGUGAUCCAGGCGUUCCUGGGUUUCAAGGACAACCUGGAACCCCCGGAUUUCCAGGUGCCAAAGGUUUUAGAGGCCCAGAAGGUGAUGUAGGAGCACCAGGCUGUCCAGGCUUCCCUGGUCCACCAUGUGACACAAGCUUACCAGGGCCACCAGGAUUCAGAGGUAUCACAGGCCUGCCAGGACCUCAAGGUUUACCAGGCUUUAAAGGUCAGAGAGGAGACAGGGGCCUAGCUGGGCCACCUGGAAUCAAAGGUCUCAAAGGUGCUCCUGGCUCACGAGGUCCCCCAGGUCAUCCAGGCUCCAGAGGACUUCCAGGACUUCCAGGCAAUAGAGGACCACCUGGUUUCCCAGGACAAACAGGAAGCAAAGGAAUUCAAGGACCCCAAGGAUUCCCAGGACUCCCAGGAACACAAGGCCCAAUGGGAAUCCCUGGUGUAAGAGGUGAAGAAGGAAUAAUGGGUCCAGCUGGGCCGAGUGGAGAAUGCGGGGAUAUGGGAAUAAAAGGUGAAAGAGGACCUCCAGGAGACAGUGGCUGCAUUAACAUCCGUCUUGAGAAAGGACAAAGGGGGGAUCCAGGGUUUCCUGGUGAGAAUGGAUUUAGAGGUGAAAGAGGUGAAAAAGGCAAUACUGGUUUCAGAGGCCACCCAGGACUUCCAGGGAAGAACGGUGUCCCAGGACUGCCGGGUGACCAUGGUGACACUGGAUUGAUGGGGUUUCCAGGAUCUCGGGGUUUCCCAGGACCAAAAGGCUUUAAAGGAAUUACGGGUUUUCAAGGAGAACCAGGUGACCAGGGCGACGUUGGCUUACCAGGAAUCCCUGGAAAUCCAGGACUGACUGGCCCAAAAGGAUCUAAGGGCAAGAGAGGUGACCCAACUCCUCUGCUUGGUACACGUGGUCGAAAAGGGCCUCCUGGAGAUCCCGGAUUACCAGGACCCUGUGGAUACCCAGGAGAGAAGGGUUCACCAGGUAUCCAAGGACAACCUGGAAAACCAGGAUCCAAGGGUGACCCUGGAUACCCAGGAACACCUGGAUUUCCAGGAGCUACAGGUUCUCAGGGACUGCCAGGAGAACCUGGAGAAAAAGGGAAACAUGGAAUUGUGGGACCUCCGGGAUUGCAUGGAUUAGCUGGAUCCCAAGGCAGAAAAGGUCUUCCUGGACUGCCUGGACUGGAUGGCUUGGAUGGACUAAAAGGUCAAAAAGGUUCUGCAGGAGCUCCAGGUCAAAGUGAAACAGGGCCCCCAGGAUACCCAGGAGAACUUGGACCAAAAGGAGACAGAGGUGAACCUGGAUGGCCUGGUAUUUCUAUUCCAGGCCCCCCUGGAGAAAGAGGAUUCCCGGGAUUCCCAGGUAGAAGAGGACCUGCUGGACCCACUGGACCUAUGGGAAGAUCUCCUGAUAGUGCUUCUCCUGGUCCUCCAGGUGAUCAAGGACCACCUGGUUUAGAUGGCAUCAGAGGUCAGCCUGGAAAUCCUGGUCCUCCUGGAGAGACGAUCUUUGUGCGAGGAGAUCCAGGUGAUAUCGGUAUUCGAGGAGCACCAGGUAAUCCCGGACAGCGAGGGCAACAAGGAGCCAGAGGUCUUCCAGGGAACCAAGGAAGAGGAGGCACAAAGGGUCCUAUGGGAAUCCGUGGCCCUCAGGGUCCACCUGGUGCUACAGGACACCCAGGAGACCAAGGUUUUCAAGGAAAACCUGGUCCCAGAGGUCCCACAGGUUUCAUAGGCGACCCUGGUGAACCAGGAAAAAUAGAUGAUUCAUGCCGUGCAAUCCCAGGGCCUCCUGGGGAAGCAGGGCAAAGAGGAGAUGAUGGCUCUGUAGGAUUACCAGGGGCAAUAGGCCACCCUGGAGCCCAAGGAAGAAAAGGUGAAGAAGGGUCACGUGGCCUACCAGGCCAAGAUGGUUUACCUGGGGCACCUGGACCACCAGGCGACCAAGGGAAUGUAGGAGAGCAAGGAUUUGCUGGGCCACAAGGUCCACCUGGCCGUACUGGUAUCCCAGGACCACCAGGCCCCCAUAUUAGAUCUGCAAGUGGAUUCUUGCUCGUCCUUCACAGUCAGUCAGACAGAGAACCACUCUGUCCACAGGGGAUGCCAAAAUUAUGGACUGGCUAUAGUCUGCUGUACCUGGAAGGACAAGAGAAAGCUCAUAAUCAAGAUCUCGGUCUGGCAGGAUCUUGCCUUCCUGUGUUUAACACCAUGCCAUUUGCUUACUGUAAUAUCAACCAAGUUUGUUACUACGCCAGUCGAAACGAUAAGUCUUACUGGUUGUCAAGUGCAGCUCCUUUACCAAUGACGCCUCUCUCUGAAGAGGAAAUACAGCCCUACAUAAGCAGGUGUGCGGUAUGCGAGGCCCCAGCCCAAGCAGUAGCAAUUCACAGCCAAGAUCAGUCAAUUCCUCCCUGCCCGGUCAACUGGAGGAGUCUCUGGAUAGGAUAUUCUUUUUUGAUGCACACUGGAUCUGGUGAUCAGGGUGGUGGACAGUCCCUUAUGUCACCUGGAAGUUGCCUAGAAGACUUCAGAUCAGCACCAUUCAUUGAGUGCCAGGGUCAGCGGGGAACAUGUCAAUUUUUUGCUAACGAAUACAGUUUCUGGCUAACAACUGUGAUGCCCGAGUUGCAGUUUGCAUCAGCCCCCCUGUCAGGAACUCUUAAAGAAGGACAAGAGCAGAGGAAAAAAAUCAGUAGAUGCCAGGUAUGCCUGAAGCAUGGCUAACAAGCGAAACAAAAGUGAACAGCUAGAGCGAGACUUGCAUAAAGAUGAACAAUAUGCUAAAGGUUUAAACAGUGUUUAAUAAUAUUUGUAGUAUGAAAGUGUGCAGCACUGUUUGUUUGAACAGAAAUGCAAGGCUGAAAGAUGAAGGACGUGUUGAGCCUCAUCCACCCAUGCACACACAUCUACAAGUAGCAAAACCCACCGUAAAUGAUGUAAUACCAAGAAAUUAAACUGUCACAUCGGAGUCCACUGCCAUAAAAUACAGGUAACAAGGGGAGUCUGGAGGGUAGAGUCAAGCCGGGAAUACCAAGGAAAUCAGACCUAUUGUGCAAGACAAUGGAUGUCCUGUUAGAAAUGGCAUUUACAGCAGGAAGAGCAUGUGCAUGUAUAUGGCAUAUUACAAAUAUUUAUCCUUACAGAUACAGAUGUGCAAACAUACAAAUGUCUUAAAGCCCUAUAGCUGAAUUUCCCAAGCUAAAGAAACUUGCACAUGCUGUUUCUGAGGGAAGGGGAAAAUGUAAUUGUAAAAAACCCUCAUAAUAAGAACAAGGGAGAAGAAAGUCUUUUACCAUUGCAGUACUGAAAACAGACUGCAAAUAAACUGUUAAUUGGGCUUUCAUAAGCAACAAAAAGUUGCAAAUCUGUUUAACAGUAGGUUAUGUAAGAAAAUAAAAUUAGCUGAGAUAACGCAUCCUUAAGAAGCUGUAUUUAUAUUUGCAAUUAAUUUCUAAGAGCAGUUAAAUUAUUAAACUCCCAAUCCAAGUGGCUGAAGAAACAAAGCAGUUUCUAAUGUUAAUUGGAAAGAAACAGCAGCAUGGUGAUAAAAUGGGUGAACUUACCUGAGUGAUGAAUACAAGUGGUGCUAGGACAACUGUCUAAACCUGAAGCCAAUACAUUUUGUUAAUUUUUGCUUCUCUAUUUGUGAAUACACCACCAACAAAAAGAACAGUCACCUUUAAGAUCCUUAUGGAAUCAUAGCUCUAGAGAUGCUUUGUAUUUUUUAAAGCAUUGACUGUUACAAUGUUUAUAAGCUAACACACUAAUCACCUUUUGAAAAAGUUCACAUCUAUACCUUCUUCAUUCAGCUAUAAAUCCAAAACUAUUAAAUGUGUAUUUGAAUCAUGAUGGAACUACUGAAAACACAGAUGGCACAUGGGGAAUUUAUCAUGUGCAGAAGGGCCACAAAUGCUCUUUUUACCACUUAAAUAAGCUAUGUUUUACUAGAACGGAAUAAAAUGUUUUUUCCAGCACUUUUCAUUUCAGUUUGUGUUCACUAAGAGAGGUGCCCCCAGCAAAAGGAUUUUCAAGGAAACAGAACCACGUCCAAGAGUCCUAAUUCAAAGCAAACUCCUUCUGAAGCCAUCACAAGUACAACAGGCUGAUCUGCUGGUUUCAAGUUGGAUACACAAACUCAAAGAGCAGGAAAGACAGACAUUCCAGUCCCAGCCAGAGGAAAAUAAAAUAGUCAGAGGAUAAGUCCAUUCAAGUGUAAAUACAUCAGACUGUGUAACCUCAUUCUGACAAAACCAGGCAAACCUCUCUCAUCUGCUGUGCUUACAUGGAGGUCAACUCACUCCCCUGCUCUUCCACCUGGGGCAGGGUCAGGAGCCCUCCUGGGGCAUGUCCCAGUCCCCACCUCUCUCAGGGAACGUUUCCCUCUUGGUCCCAGUGGCCUGCUGGGACAGGGCACACCUCUCAGUUCACUCUCCAGUGAUCCCAGCUGCAUGCGUCAGAUCUGGCACACCACACAGUCUUUUGAGGAGGGACUAAUCCCUGCUGUUGAACUGUAUGAAAGAAUUUAAUCCCCUCCUGCUUCAGACAGCGUCCCACAUGCAGGCAAGGCUGGCUUUCCAGUGUGCAGUAAAAGCCAACAUCUUGACUCCGCAAGGUGCCGAGUAGCUUCAGAGCUUACCGCUGUGAGAACAAAGCUGCACGUAGAGGAGCACCAUGGCCGAGUCACCUAUUCGGUAAGGUGUGCAAACUGUGUUUCCUGAAAGGCCACAGCUAGAACCACACUGGGCUAGUAACUUCAGCUUAUGUUCACAGUAGCAGAUAAAUGUCCCACUUCCUCAUGGGAUUUAGGUAAUUCCACAUUAAGGUCUCAUUUAUGAGCUUUUCCUGACAGUACCUACCAGCUCCUCCCUUACUCAUUUGCAGCCUCUUCUCGGGUUAGAAACUCUCUGGAGAGCUGCAGUCCCUUUCCUGGAAGCAUUUGCAGUGGGGCUUGUGGUACUAACUACACUUUAGUAAACAAUAAAGAAAACUUUAUACACUGUGUUAUUGCAAACUUUAUCAUAGACAAGAUGGAAUAAAAUGGGAUUUUGGAAUUGGAUCUGUGUUCACCUAACUUAAAACAAGUACAGAGAAAAAUCUUAAAAGCAUCAGAGAAAAUCAACAAAAAAAGACCCAAUAAUCUAAACAAGCAAUUCCAUGGCAUUUUAUCUGCUCAUUUGAUUUAAAAACGCUGUGUGAACCAGUCAUGUUUUUCUCUUAUUUUAACGAAGUUUUUGCACCUGUGCCAGUUACAUUGUACUACGUUCUGUAAGAACAUACUAUAUAGAUGCAUUUUUAGGCUACCACUGAUAGUUUAAAUAUUUAAUAGGUGUCUAAAUUCCUGUUUCAUGCUUAGCUGAUUCUGUAAGGCAUUUGUCAGCAAUACUGUACUAAUUGAAAAUGAAAUUGCAGAUAAAUUGCUUAAUAUUACAAAGUAAGACAGACCCAAGUAUAAAGCAGCAUAUGCUUUAAUUCUGCAAUCAUUUGCCCGGUGACUAUAAGCAGAAAAAUAAUUGGUAAAUUAUUCAUAGGAAACCUAAUUAUGAAAUUUUAUGUGAAAAGGGACAGCUGAAGCUGUUCAUGAGUAAAAACACUCCUAAAGGCAACGACCUUCUGCUAGUCCUUAUAGUCCAGAUCACCCUUACUGCUGCAUUCAAGAGCUUUGGAUCUCGUGUAGGCCCAGUACAGAAGCGAGUAUUACCUUGAACAGCCGGCAGGGUAUUAAUAGCAACACUGAAAAUUCUGCUGGCUGUGCUUGAAGGUCAUUGGGAUUAGAGCUGUUUGGGGUGAACUGCCCCAGCAUUCAAUUCAGAACCUGUGAUUUACAACGAGGAGACUUGCUCGCCCAUCACCCUUGCAAACCACGGCAUCUGUAUGGCUUGGAAGCAGGGAAGAUGCCUGGCUCUAACUCACGGCAAAUCCUCAGGGCAGCGUUCAGGCCCUUCACUCUCCGUCACAUCCCUCCGCAUCAGGAUUUCCAGAACAUAACGUUGUCUCUCAAAAGGGAGAGAAUAAAGCACAACUGGAAAUGGGUAUCGCUCAUUUUAUCACAAUGGUGCUAUGUUGUAAAAAUGGUACUUUUCAAGUGUAUUUUGAAAUUAUUUCUGUACAGUAGAAUUUCUGAAUUUCAGGUCCACAGUUCACAUGCUAAAAGCCACCAUCAGAACGAGGUAACAGAGAAGGUGUUUAGCUGGGGCCAGUAUGCAGAUCCAAACUGCAACUUCCUACAACAGCAGCCACCUGCCGAGGGCCAGGCCAGUGUCCGGGGUCCCCUGCCUGCCCCCGGGGUCCCCUGCCUGCCAUGUGCCCUCAGCAGCGAUGUCACCUGCCGGGCAGCUGCUGAACACCUGCGAUGAGCUGGCCCCAGCUGGCAGCCAAGCACCUACCCAGCUGCUUCCCCCCACCCCCCAAGCAGGACAGGGAAGAAAAUUGGAGGAGAAAGAACAAGAAAACCAGAGUGUCAAAACAUUGGCACAGGAAUUGCUUACCAAGUACUGUUGUGGGCUAAACUGACUCAGCUCAGAGAAUUUAACUUAAUGUACUGCCAGUUAGCAUAAAUAUUUAAUUACUGAUUCAGGUUUUGGGAAACAAGUUGACAACACCUGAAAACACCUUUCCUCCAGCUUUCCCAGGCUCAGCUUCACUCCAGACUCCUCUCUGCCCCCUUGUUAUCUCUGCAGGUUUUACUCGGUCCCUUUGGUGAGGCAAGAGGUGGCACAAAGCUUCGGGGGCAGGAUGGGGGAGCAGGGUACAAAGCGCUUUCUUCUGCACCUUCCUUCUCACUCUUUUCCUGUGCUGUGACCUUGGUCCUCCAAAGGCUGCAGUCCUUUUGGGAGGACCUGCUCUGCACGGGUCCUCCAAGGGCUCCAGUCCUUCAGGGGCGUGCCUGUUCUGCCACGGAGCACCUCCGCCUCCUCCUGACCUUGGAUUUCUCAGAGCAGAAAACUGCUUAAAGACUCAUUCCUAGAAUUGCAUUAUUAUGUGCAACAAGUUUAAGCAAAACUGUUCCAGGAAUUCUUCCAGGGUAAACUCUUAACCAAACAACUCUUUCCUACUUUGGCUGGUUCAUAAGCACCAGAGAAAAGCAAAAAAAGUAUCAAAACAAGUUCAAAAACAUAGAAUUCCUAUAGUCCAUACAUGUUUUGCCUGUGUUUAAGGCAAGUGAAGUAAGCCUUUCAUCCAUCAACACAAGCUGCUGUUUUCUUGUUUGAGUAAGUUUCCUCUAAGUUUCACAGCACACUUGAGGAAAAACUAAGUUUGAUCUGCAUGAUGCCUUCUGCUCCUGGUGCACAGCUGAAGACUGCCAGCCUGCAAUGACCAUGCAAGCUCUCCAGCACAGCCUGCAGGAUCACAACAUCAACCCUCAUCAAUUCGUUAAGUAUCACCAUGAUCCGAACUCAAGAAACAAACCACAUCCACCUAGGGAAUUUUUUCGUGUCGUUCCACAUGGACCACUGUAAAUAACACCACUUUUACACCAAGAGCCCAGACUGAAGCCUGGCCGUUUCAGGUCUUACGAGCAAUCCUUAAAUAACUUUUGAUUUCAUUCAGUAUGCCAUACAUUGUGAAAGGCUGCAAAGAUGAGGAUUCCUGUUCUAAUGCUUUACACACAUUAUAACUGGGCAAGAAAGAAAAAAAAAAAAAAAAGCCACAAACAAAAACCAUUCAAGGCCACGGGGAAGAUUUGUAAAGGGGAACAGCUGUUUGCAAGGAGGACUGCUCCAAAGCCAGCUGUGAAGAGGAGCUGUCUGCCCACUUCAACCAGCUGGAAAACGAGCCAGGUGGAGGAAAAAUCACCAUCAGCAUUCAAACAGAUACCGCACCACAUUCAUACUUAACAGCUUUCCCCUUUUCUAGUCACUUCAUCCAGAUGUUCCAGAAGGUACUGGAAGUUCAAUUAGAGGAGGUGUUUUAGAAGUGAAAAAUAAAAACAACUCCACAUUUAUCAUUCUGGAAUGAAUGUAUUAAACAAACAUGGUUCCUCCAUGUAACGCAGCCAGCCUUCAGCAUCCAAUACCACCGCACAGCAAAUCUCACCUUGUGCUUGACCACACAGUGGUCAACUGCUUCUCAAAAGAUGACAGGCUUCAGCUAUGUGGUAUCUGAAAUUUCACAGAUUUCAAUGUUUUCCACAGAUUCACCGAAGCAGAAAUGCAAAACGCAGCACAAAAUUCUACCCAAUUUCUAAAGAAACAUACGUAGUGAAGUACCACACUAAUGAACUCUCCUAUUGAAAGUCAGCUGCCAAACAGAGAACAUGCACGUGCAUUGCCCCCGCGCACUCUAUAGAAAGAUUUGGAAUGAAGCACUCAAGCCUCAAACUGACGCCGUGUUCAGCUUGGUAAAACAAAGCUUCAGUACACAGAAAAGCGACACCUUUUUCAGAAUUGAGUUUUCCAUGCAGUGAUUACUAACACCACUCCUACUGUAGACAGAUGCUCCCUCUUACACGAUUUACCAUGAUGAAGACAGGGGUGUUUUCAUUAAAGCAGAGAUUAAACUUUCUCAGAGGCAGAAAACAAUUCUGAUGGGAAUUGAAGAGAUUAGAAACAGCUACUCUGAGGCAGUUGCAGCUGUAGUUGGUUAGAUUCUGCAUUCUGUAUUUUAAAAGCUCUAAAGCAAAUUAGUACUUCCAAAAGUUUUCAUUUUAUUGUGCUUAAGCAUUUAAGAUGCACGUAAAAAGUGAAAUACGUACAAUAAACGGUACCAAUGUUACAGAACUUCAUCACACACAGAUAGGUUGUACCUCUGCAUAUAUAAUGUAUAUGCUUCCUGAUGGUGAUGUGCAGAAACUGAGAUUUUAAGCACCCUUCCUAAAGAAGUGCCUUGCAAAUUAAAUGCAUCAGUGAUCAUUUACCCUCCGUCCUGCUCAUUUCACUCACAUAAUAAAGUUCAAGCCCACAUUUCUGUAAGCUAACCACUCAUUCUGGAUUUCGGGUCUCUAGAUACACAUAACAGUGAAAAGGGAAUGAAUAAUGUAUUUUUAAUACAACCAGAAGUCCCAGCUCUAAACAGUAACAAAACAAUUAUCUUGAUUCCUCCAACAAACACACUGCAACAUACAGACACCUGGAACACCCCUGGCCCUGUACAGGAAAAGGGGCGUUCACAGAAACACACACCUAAGUGCUGUUCUGCACACUAAAGCCUUCCAGAAUCAAGGCUGCUCGGACCUAAGCUCUGUUUUUUCAAAAUGCUGGAUAAAAUUUAAGUGGGAGGUUUGACCCUUGCACACCAGAUACUGUAAAGCUUUUAUCAGAAGUUGCUGAAUGACAUUUUGUACUAAUGUAAAUGAAAAAUCUUACCAAAAUCAGUUGUUACAUUACUAAUGUUAUAGCUGAGUUUAGCUCUUUAAGAGCAACGUGACCCACCUGUUAACUGGGCAAAAGAACACACGCUAGCCUUCUCAGAUGUAGAACUGCCUUCUUAUAUACUUAGUUUAGAAUUAAUUCUUUAAAGUCAGCAAACUGGUCAUUCCUGUACAUCAAUAUUGUACAGAUUCAGGAGCAGUUCGUUAACUUCUUAGAUGGGUACGAAAGAUAGGGAUUCACGGAAGCAGCCCACCCACCAACAGGUCUUAAACGAUCCCUGUAAGGAAUGGUUUGGUGAAGGAUCUAACUUAAAAAUCCAACAUUUUCCACUAAGGUAAGAACAUUUACUGUUUACCUGGUCAACAGCCCUAAGGAGGUGUUCCUUUAACCUGCUCCAAAAAGAUUAAAGAAGGAAAUUCCAGAAUAUCCCUACCUGUUAGAAAAGUUCACUAUUUGCAUUUAGAAAUCCUUUGCUUGUUUGCUGCAGAUUAGGCCAGUGUCCUCAUGGCACUGGACAAAAGAGACGACCUUACCACCGUUCUGCGGCAGCAGAUUCCCAUCACAUAUAUACUCGAUCUUCUCUUUCACUAACCCGGCUGCUUUACCGUUCCGAGCGUGCCAUAUGGACAGAACUACCCGAACCGUCUUACAUUUGUAUGGCUGGCUGUCCGCACUUUUCACAGCUCCUGAAAGAGUAAACGGGUAUCAGUAUUUAUUACAAGAGUUAGACCCUUUAGAAAGCAGAAUAUUCUUUUAGGAAGAGUCUGCAACCAGAAACUACAAAUUAUUAAUAUUUCCUUGCCCUCUGAAAUCUGGUAACAAGUAAGAAAUCACCAAUUUAUUUUUUAUAUAUGUAGGACACAAUUAGA